This is a messenger RNA of Anthostomella pinea, 882 nucleotides long. The record is from the annotation of a GenBank genome assembly. Lineage: Eukaryota; Fungi; Ascomycota; Sordariomycetes; Xylariales; Xylariaceae.
AUGGAGAACUACUCCUCAGAGUCCAAGGAUCGCCUGCUUGAGCAGGCUGAUGGCUACAGUGACAGCCAUUUCGACGGGUCCACUGAGAGACAUAAUAGUCGAUUAGCGGGCUCGUGGAUUCGCACGAAUGCUCUGUCGUUAGCAAUACUCGCGUUGCUCCUAUAUAUCGCGGUGCUUCAGACUGUAGAUAUCGCCUCGAAGCGUGCUGAGCCGAAGGAAAGCAUAAACGAUGAUGUGCACGACGCCCAUUCCACCCUUGCCGACCCCUUCCUAGAGUACGAAGACAGACAAGAAUGGUACGCCUAUGAGCAUCCAUGGAAGCAAGAGCCAUCCGAGGAGCUGGACGCCGUAUGGGACAACUUCCUCUACGCACGCAAUGUAAGAGUCACAGCAGACGAGAUGGACCUCGCCCACGAGAACAAGACGGAACGACUCCGGAUCAGCGGCGGCGACUACGCCGGCGUUCUGGGCGUCUUCCACCACAUGCACUGUCUCAACAACCUGCGGCGGGCCCUGCACUGGGGCUAUUACGGGCCGCAUCUCGCGGAAACCAAGCACCCGGACGCCUUCUCCACGGAGCACUCAGGUAAUCAACCAACCAUCUACUCAUCCAAAUUCUGCCCUAAAGAAAGAACCAUUGCAUCGACUCGAUCCGCCAGGCGCUCAUGUGCCAUUGCCAACACGGCGGUCUACACUGCUCUGUGGCAUGACGAUGCCAAAACGCCGCUGAGCAAGGAUCUGACGUCGAAUCACGAGGCGAAGUGUGUGAAGUGGGACAGCUUGGAUAGCUGGGCUCGGGAAAGGGCGCUUGUGCCGGGGCAGUAUAAUUAUCUCCCGGGGCCUUACGAAUCGAACAAAGUUGAUCGAAUAGGGGGGAGGUAG